UACCGUACGUUUCCGCUUUUUUUCUGCCGGAAGAAUAGUUGGCUGCUGGGCUAGGGGGGCGCGGUGGAUAUUGACCUUUACCCUUACUUCGUCGUUGGGGCACAGCGUGUCUCCCCGCAGCCUACUUCCUCCCAAAGAACCGGUUUCCGGCCUCUGAGCCUCCAGCGAGAUGUUACUGUUGGUGCUGCUGCUCCCCGUGUGCUGGGCCGUGGAGGUCAAGCGGCCCCGGGGCGUCUCCCUCACCAACCAUCACUUCUACGAUGAGUCCAAGCCUUUCACUUGUCUGGAUGGCUCCACCACCAUCCCUUUUGAUCAGGUCAACGAUGACUACUGUGACUGCAAAGAUGGUUCCGAUGAGCCAGGAACAGCUGCUUGUCCUAACGGCAGCUUCCACUGCACCAACACUGGCUACAGGCCCCUGUACAUCUCCUCCAGAUGGGUCAACGAUGGGGUUUGUGACUGCUGCGAUGGGACAGACGAGUACAAUAGUGGGAUCGUCUGUGAGAACACUUGCAAAGAGAAGGGCCGCAAGGAAAGAGAGACAUUGCAGCAGAUGGCAGAGGUUACCCGCGAGGGGUUCCGCCUGAAGAAGAUCCUUAUUGAGGACUGGAAGCAGGCCCGAGAAGAGAAGCAGCAAAAGCUCACUGAGCUACAGGCCAGAAAGAAGUCCCUGGAAGACCAGGUGGAGAUGCUACGGAUGGUGAAGGAGGAGGCUGAGAAGCCAGAGAAGGAGGCUAAAGACCGGCACCAGAAGCUCUGGGAAGAGCAGCAGGCCGCCUCCAAGGCCCAACGGGAGCAAGAGCUGGCAGUCAGCGCCUUCCAGGAGCUGGAUGACAACAUGGACGGGGUGGUCUCAGUGGCCGAGCUGCAGACUCACCCAGAGCUGGACACAGAUGGGGAUGGGGCCCUAUCAGAAGGGGAAGCCCAGACCCUGCUUGGGGGAGACACGCAGAUGGACCCUACCUCCUUCCAAGACCACCUCUGGGCUGCCAUCAAGGACAAGUACCAGUCUGAGGUUCUGCCCACCAGCCCGCCAGCACCUUCUGUGCCUGACCUGAUGGAGCCUAAGGAAGAGCAGCCCCUGGCGCCCCCACAGCCCAUGGAAGAGGAGGAGGAGGAGGAAGAAGGGGAGACAGAGGAGGAGGAGGAAGAGGAGGAGGAGGAUUUCCAGGUGCAGGGGGAGCAGCCCAAGGAGGCACCACCCCCACUUACACCCCCCCAGCCAGCCAGCCCCACCGAGGACAAAAUGCCACCCUACGAUGAGCAGACACAGGCCCUUAUUGACGCUGCCCAGGAGGCCCGCAACAAGUUUGAGGAGGCCGAACGGUCCUUAAGGGACAUGGAAGAGUCCAUCAGGAACCUGGAGCAGGAGAUUUCCUUUGAUUUCGGCCCCAGUGGGGAGUUUGCCUACCUGUACAAACAGUGCUACGAACUCACCACUAAUGAGUACGUCUACCGGCUCUGUCCCUUCAAGCUUGUGUCACAGCAACCCAAGCUCGGCGGCUCUCCCACCAACCUCGGCACCUGGGGCUCGUGGGCCGGCCCUGAACACGACAAGUUUAGCGCCAUGAAGUAUGAACAGGGCACUGGCUGCUGGCAGGGCCCCAAUCGCUCUACCACUGUGCGCCUGCUGUGUGGGAAGGAGACAGUGGUGACCAGCACCACGGAGCCCAGUCGCUGCGAGUACCUCAUGGAGCUGAUGACGCCUGCUGCCUGCCAAGAGCCACCCUCCGAACCCCCUGCAGACAGUGACCAUGAUGAGCUCUAGCCCUCCCCAGAAGAGGUGGGCAGGGAAGUGGGUCUCUGCCUGCCUGGACUUGGGGUACAGUAGAGUCUAAGGAAAACAGAUCUAGGUUGGCACUACUUCUCACUUGUGUCCUAUCGUCUUUCUUUCUUGUUGGGUCUUUCUCUGGCCCCAGAACCUCAAGGCAUGGAACCAGCCCCCAGUGGUGCUGCCUACCCACCCCACAUUCUGUGGAUGAAGGCCUGCCCCUCUGAGUCUCCUUGACCUCCCCACAGGCAAGAACUGUGAGGGGCCCCCUGCCCUGCUCUUAGGGGGCCAGGUUGAGCAGAGCCAUUUGCUCAGGCCUCAGUGGUCCCCAAAGAUGGACUAAAGGAGUGCAUCCUCCCCAGGCCCCCAGCCUGGUGGCUCACUGCCAAGCCCCCCCCUGCCCAGGGCAUCUGCCUCCCCUGCUGGCAGGGACAGUGAAUUGACUGUGACCUUGAAACAAUAAAUGAUAUUCCCAACCCA
Molecule: messenger RNA, 2251 nt
Organism: Miniopterus natalensis
Lineage: Eukaryota; Metazoa; Chordata; Mammalia; Chiroptera; Miniopteridae
Gene: PRKCSH
Product: PRKCSH beta subunit of glucosidase II
Biological process (GO): liver development; N-glycan processing
Cellular component (GO): glucosidase II complex
Molecular function (GO): protein binding; calcium ion binding
Source: RefSeq, a predicted model, not a curated record